GUAUUCUUUAAAUACAUUCUAUGUUACAAUGAAAGGCGUUAUUGUCAGUGUUUCAGCUAAUCUUGUCAUCCCUUUCCUCACAACAGUCUUGGUGAAGAUAUUUAUCAUGAACACUCAUCAGCCCUAUCAUUAUGUCCAUCUUCCCAACCUAAUAAUAUUUCUUUCACAGGGGAUGUAUUACAGCUUUUUAAGGCGAUGAUGAUGCGAUCUGAUGUUGGUCAGAGGGAGGAGAUGUUCCAGCCUGAAUGCAUAUGAAUGACACUCACAUAUAUAAAUUGAUUAAGUUUCUGUGGAACAUCAUCUAUUUUGCAUGUGGGUGAAAUUGAGGACACGUCCUCCCACUGACAAACAGCCACAAGAUGUUAGGAUCAUCUUGUCACAUUGUUUAAACCAUUACUGUACAACAACAAUUACAAAACACUUGUCUCAUCUCCUGGGAGACGAUCAGUGGACUGUCUCUUUAAAUCCUUCUGCAUCCAUGUGUACAAGCUCCAUCAGCCAAUAUGAUGUCACAAGAGGGAAGACUCACCAUGAGAGGAGGCGAAGCUUGGAUGGCACGUGGAGGGCAUUCCAUCUCCUCCACCGGCGUUAUUGCAUCCAGCAUCUUUUAAGCUGCUGCCCACUGGCUUCUUCCUGCUUCCGACUGCAAAGCAUGAUGGGAGCUGUCAGCCACCCCCUGCAAUUUGCCGUCUGGAGCAGAGCGAGAGGGGGAGGGGAGAGAAGAGGAGGAGGAAGAGGAGGAGGUGGAUGGGCGGCAGAAGUUGAUGGUUGCCAUGGUGAUGCAUACUCAAGUGAACAUAUUGCUACAUUUGUUGACAUCAGUUGGGUUGCGGGGAACUGGAGCCUAUCCCAGCUGAAUUCGGGCCAAAGGUGGAGAACACCCUGGACUGCUGGAGUAGCCGAAGAAAACCCAAGCAAACAUGGAGAAAACGGAAAUGGAAAUGCCACGCAGGAAGGUCAGGAUUCGAACCCAAAACCACAGAGGUGCUAACUUGUCCAUUGUGCAGCAUCUGUGCGGAUGUUAAACAACAAUUUCACCUGCAAUUAAUGAGUAAGCUAAUAAGAUUUUGGAAAAUUUACUUAUAAUUUGGUUGUAUACAUAUAUUUGGCUAU
Molecule: messenger RNA, 1113 nt
Organism: Phyllopteryx taeniolatus (common seadragon)
Lineage: Eukaryota; Metazoa; Chordata; Actinopteri; Syngnathiformes; Syngnathidae
Exons: 3
Coding region: 311-991 (226 amino acids)
Source: RefSeq, a predicted model, not a curated record